This is a messenger RNA of Nerophis lumbriciformis (worm pipefish), 4532 nucleotides long. It is a transcript of the gene otud7a, whose product is annotated as OTU deubiquitinase 7A. Gene Ontology annotation, cellular component: nucleus; cytoplasm. Gene Ontology annotation, molecular function: cysteine-type deubiquitinase activity; DNA binding; zinc ion binding. Lineage: Eukaryota; Metazoa; Chordata; Actinopteri; Syngnathiformes; Syngnathidae. Gene Ontology annotation, biological process: protein K48-linked deubiquitination; protein K11-linked deubiquitination; protein deubiquitination involved in ubiquitin-dependent protein catabolic process. The record is from RefSeq and is a predicted model, not a curated record.
GAGGAAUAUGACAUGGGGAUGAGCAACUGUGAGAGAGAAAGACCGAGAGAGGUGGGAGGGAGGCGGCCAGGCAGGAAUUAACGGUUCGUCAAGCAGCCCCGGGACUUGAAAACGUUACAAUGGGGAGCAAUGACUGACGACAGAACGGGUUCUUUGCGUCCCCACUGUCUUACUCCGCUUCGGGCCCUGUGAAGUCAUGGACUAGAACUCCGUCUGGUCCCGACAGUCCCACGGUCAUCUGAUGGCUUGUCAUCAAACCUCAGCAAAAAUACAGAAAAUGAGAACGUGAAGGCUGGCGUCCACCAAGGCCUCCGCUGCACCUUGGGCAGCGCACACACAUGAUCACAUGACUCUGGACAUGGACGCGGUCCUGUCAGACUUUGUUCGGUCCACGGGGGCAGAACCUGGUCUGGCAAGAGACCUGCUGGAAGGUAAAAACUGGGACCUCAGUGCUGCUCUGAAUGAUUAUGAGGAGCUCAGGCAGGUCCACACUGCCAACCUGCCGCAGGUCUUCAACGAGGGCCGCUAUUACAAACAGCCGGAGGCGCGUGACACACCAACCCCUGUCAGCAAGAUCGACAGGCCGUGUGCGCAGAAGCAGGACGACAAUGCACAAGAGAAGCGUCUGUCCCGGGGGAUCUCCCACGCCAGCUCCGCCAUUGUCUCCCUGGCGAGGCUGCAGGUGGCCAACGAGUGUACCAACGAGCAGUUCCCUCUCGAGAUGCCCAUCUACACAUUCCAGCUUCCGGACCUCAGCGUGUACAGCGAGGACUUCAGGACCUUCAUAGAGAGAGACCUGAUAGAGCAGUCCACCAUGAUGGCCCUGGAGCAGGCGGGUCGUCUGAACUGGUGGUCCACCAUGUGCACCAGCUGUAAGAAACUGCUUCCUUUGGCCACCACUGGAGAUGGAAACUGCCUCCUUCAUGCUGCUUCUUUAGGUAUGUGGGGCUUUCAUGACAGAGACCUGAUGCUGAGGAAGUCCCUGUAUACCAUGAUGAAGAGUGGAGCUGAAAGAGACGCUCUGAAGAGGAGGUGGAGGUGGCAGCAAACCCAACAGAACAAAGAGUCCGGCCUAGUGUACACCGAGGAGGAGUGGGAGCGGGAGUGGAACGAGUUGCUCAAGUUAGCCUCCAGCGAGCCUCGCACGCAUCUCAGCAAAAACGGCAACGCGAAUGGAGGGGUGGAUAAUUCAGAGGAUCCGGUCUAUGAGAGCCUGGAGGAGUUCCAUGUGUUUGUGCUGGCCCACGUGCUGCGCAGGCCGAUUGUGGUGGUGGCCGACACGAUGCUCAGAGACUCGGGAGGAGAAGCGUUUGCUCCCAUCCCGUUUGGUGGCCUCUACUUGCCUCUGGAGGUGCCUCCCAGCCGCUGCCACUGCUCCCCGCUGGUGUUGGCUUACGAUCAGGCACACUUCUCCGCCCUGGUGUCCAUGGAACAGAGGGACCAGCAGCGAGAGCAAGCUGUUAUCCCGCUCACUGACUCGGAGCACAAGCUGCUGGCCCUCCAUUUUGCCGUGGACCCUGGCAGGGACUGGGAGUGGGGCAGGGAUGACAACGAUAACGCCAAGCUCGCCAAUCUUAUCUUAUCUCUGGAGGCUAAACUCAACCUGUUGCACAACUACAUGAAUGUAACAUGGAUUCGAAUUCCAUCAGAAACAAGGGCUCCCCUGGCUCAGCCUGAGUCUCCGACUGCGUCCGCGGGCGAAGACGUGCAGUCCCUGGCCGAGUCCAUGGACUCUGACCGCGAGUCGGUCGGCAGCAACUCCAACGUCAACACCGGAAAGGCCAGCAAGGACAAGGAGAAAGAAAAGCAGCGCAAAGACAAAGACAAGAACAGGGCCGAUUCUGUAGCCAACAAGCUGGGUAGCUUUAGCAAAACACUGGGAAUCAAGCUGAAGAAGAACAUGGGGGGGUUGGGGGGUCUCGUGCACGGCAAAAUGAACAAAUCCAACUCUGGCUCGGGUCGAAAUGGCGAGAACGGCACGGAAAAAGCCAAGAAGAAGGACUUAAAGGCCGCUAAAGGAAGCAAGGACGAGUCAGGACACUCGGCCAGUUCCACCUCCUCGGAGAAGGCCACAAGCCCCUCCCCUACAGACAGAGACAAACCCUCUAGCUCCUCCCCUACGGACAGAACGGACAGCACGGGAAGGGUCUCGGGGGACAAGAGCCUGGAAAACUGGAAAUACAGCACCGACGUCAAGCUGAGCCUCAACAUCCUGCGAGCCGCCAUGCAGGGCGAGCGCAAGUUCAUCUUCGCCGGCCUCCUCCUCACCAGCCACCGCCACCAAUUCCACGAGGAGAUGAUCAGCUACUACUUGACCAACGCCCAGGAGCGCUUCAGCCAGGAGCAGGAACAGAAGAGGAAGGAGGCGGAGAAGAAGCCCCCCGCCCCGAGCGAGGCGGCGGCCAAGAAGGGCGAGCACGAAAGCGUCUUCCAGAGGGAGCGAUCGGACAGCUCGCCCCCAGAGAGUUACUCCCCCGCCCCGGCCCACCAUACGUACGCCCCCCAGCCCUCGGCGGGGCUGAAGAUGCAAGGCAGGAACAGUCCCACUCCUCACGUCUCUUUCCCGGUGCCGCCGCUCACCCCGCCCAUAUCCUCCCGCCCCGUCCCCGCGCCUUACUCCUCGCCCAGUUUUGGUGCUAAGAGACCCGGGCCAGUCCCCGUGUCCGCCCACUACAGCCAUACCCCCCCCAUCCAGAGGCUCAGCGUCAUCCACCUACAAGAUGUCAACAUCACGCCCUCCAUCUUCCAAGACCCCUACAAACCCGUGGUGGGCACCCUCAAAACGUGCGCCACCUACCCGCAGCAGAACCGGUCGCUGUCGUCGCAGAGCUACAGCCCGGCUCGCCUGUCGGGCGUGCGCACCGCCAACACCCAGGAGACCCUGCCCUACAACAUGCCCGCCGAACACAAGUCCCACACCUACACCAACGGCUUCGACGCCGGCGACAUUCAAGACUGCCUGAAGUUUGCGGACGAGGACAACUCGUCCCACACGUGGCUCAACCAAGACAAAACCAAAGGGCGGAGCUCCGGGAGUCCUCUGUUCUGCUUUCAGCAGCGCCGCUGCAAGAGGGACAACUGCUCCUUCUACGGGAGGCCCGAAACGGACAACUACUGCUCCUACUGCUACAGGGAGGACGUGAAACGCAGGGAGAGGGAGGGCAGAGUGCAGAGGCCCGCGUAGCCGCCGGCGCCGUUUUUUGCAUCCACAACAACACGGUGAACCUUUUUUUGUUCUGUUGAAGAAUCUCCCUUGUUAGUCAAGAUGAGGGAAGCAGUUCACACAGGCUCCUAUUCUCCAUGCGCUUAAGGGGGAAAAAAAGGUUCUCGCUAUGCAGACUUUUAAGUCUGUCAUCUAAGAACAAACCUUAAAUGUGGCAUUCCCUGUCAAAUCUGGCCUUUUGCGUAUUCUCCCAUCAACUUGAGUACUCUCAUGUUGAAGUUAGGACGCCGUGUACACCGCACAUAGUGAAGUGAAGUGAAUCAUAUUUAUAUAGCGCUUUUCUCUAGUGACUCAAGGCACUUUUACAUAGUUCAAAAGUUAAAGUACCAAUGAUUGUCACACACACACUAGGUGUGGUGAAAUUAUUCUCUGCAUUUGACCCAUCCCCUUGAUCACCCCCUGGGAGGUGAGGGGAGCAGUGAGCAGCAGCGGUGGCCGCGCCCGGGAAUCAUUUUGGUGAUUUAACCCCCAAUUCCAACCCUUGACGCAGAGUGCCAAGCAGGGAGGUAAUGGGUCCCAUUUUUAUAGUCUUUGGUAUGACUCGGCCGGGGUUUGAACUAGGGAUGUCCGAUAAUGGCUUUUUUGCCGAUAUUCCGAUAUUGUCCAACUCUUAAUUACCGAUACCGAUAUCAACCGAUACCGAUAUAUACAGUCGUGGAAUUAACACAUUAUUAUGCUUAAUUUGGACAACCAGGUAUGGUGAAGAUAAGGUCCUUUUUAAAAAAAUAAAAUAAGAUAAAUAAAUUUAAAAAAAAUUAUUGGAUAAAAAAGAAAGUAAAACAAUAUAAAAACAGUUACAUAGAAACUAAUAAUUAAUGAAAAUGAGUAAAAUUAACUGUUAAAGGUUAGUACUAUUAGUGGACCAGCAGCACGCACAAUCAUGUGUGCUUACGGACUGUAUCCCUUGCAGACUGUAUUGAUCCAUCCAUCUUCUUCCGCUUAUCCGAGGUCGGGUCGCGGGGGCAGCAGCCUAAGCAGGGAAGCCCAGACUUCCCUCUCCCCAGCCAAUUCGUCCGGCUCUUCCUGUGGGACCCCGAGGCGUUCCCAGGCCAGCCGGGAGACAUAGUCUUCCCAACGUGUCCUGGGUCUUCCCCGUGGCCUCCUACCAGUCAGACGUGCCCUAAACACCUCCCUAGGGAGGCGUUCGGGUGGCAUCCUGACCAGAUGCCCGAACCACCUGAUCUGGCUCCUCUCCAUGUGGAGGAGCAGCGGCUUUACUUUGAGCUCCUCCCGGAUGGCAGAGCUUCUCACCCUAUCUCUAAGGGAGAGCCCCGCCACCCGGCGGAGGAAACUCAUUUCGGCCGCUUGU